Molecule: messenger RNA, 3090 nt
Organism: Caenorhabditis remanei
Lineage: Eukaryota; Metazoa; Nematoda; Chromadorea; Rhabditida; Rhabditidae
Exons: 16
Coding region: 1-3090 (1029 amino acids)
Biological process (GO): polysaccharide biosynthetic process
Cellular component (GO): membrane
Molecular function (GO): acyltransferase activity, transferring groups other than amino-acyl groups
Source: RefSeq, a predicted model, not a curated record
AUGAGACAAGAUAUACAAUGUUUGCGAGGGAUAGCUAUCAUACUUGUAUUCCUCUUCCACCUGUUCCCAACUUUGUUUGUCAAUGGAUUCCUAGGAGUUGAUAUAUUUUUUGUGAUUUCUGGAUAUCUGAUGGCUAAAAAUUUAACAAGAAACGAAUUGAAAACUUUGAAUGACUUCGCCCAGUUUUAUUACCGGAGAUUCCGAAGAAUUCUCCCCUUAUACUACUUUAUUGUGUUCAUAAUUGUGGUCAUGGUUCAUUUAUACCUAGGAGACUAUUUAUGGGAUAACAAUAAUAGAUACUCAUUGGCUUCAUUGUUUCUGGUCACUAAUCAACUUGUGAUUCAUGAUCAGGAAGACUAUUUUAGUGAGUUCCAAGCGUCCGCUACAUCCGUCAACGCUUUCCUCCAUCUCUGGUCCUUAUCCGUGGAAAUGCAAUUCUACCUCCUCGUACCAUUCAUUUUCUUUGGUCUCCAACAUUUGAAACACGACUAUCUGAAAUUCAUAGCCUCCUGCCUCAUAACAAUAUUCGGCUUCAUCGCGUUUGCUAUGAUUCUCCCGAAAUUUGCCUUCAACUUCAUGUUCCUCCGCCUCUGGCAGUUUUCAGCAGGAUUCAUUGCGUUUUUCUGGUCUAAAACUAAGACAAAUCUACGUGAUAAUCUGAAAAUUAAAAGAGAAGCAACAGAGUCAAUUUUUAAGUUCCCAUUCACCGAAGAUGACUUACUGACAAUAUCUCUAACAGUCUUGGCUAUCUGCUUCUUGCCAAAUGAGCUCAAUGUACUGUAUUUCCGUCCUAUCGUUACUAUGGCGACUGCGGCUGUAAUUAUUUGUGAAUCUCAGAAUAAUAUGAUGUUGUCUUCUAAUCUACUUGGAUACAUCGGGGAUAUCUCUUAUGUGUUAUACCUUGUACACUGGCCCAUGAUUGCAAUAUUUGCACCAUACUCACCACAAACUUAUAUAUUCCUUACUGUGACCACCUUCCUCUCCUCCAUCAUUCUUCAUCACAUAUUCGAACAGAAGUACUUGAAAAUGGACUGGAAGACUCUAGUACGAUUUCUGUUUGUCCUGAUUAUGGGAAACGUGUUUUUACAAUCGAGUGUAAGGGGAGAUAUCACUUUCUGGAACAUGACGUACACUGAUGAUGUCCAGAAUAUAAUGAUUUCCAACAAAGCACAAAUUCCAUGGUCAUGGCUUUCUGAAGAGAAACGAGAUGAGUGUGUUGAGGAGCCCAUUGGAGAGGAUAUAGAGAAACACAAAGUUUUUGGAUACGGGUCUUGUGUGCGCGGCAAUGGAAAUCUCUCCAUUAUGUUGAUAGGCAACAGUUAUGUGCUAAGCUUCAGGAAUCCUCUUCGAGAGCAAUUUGGCUUGAAUUACUCAACUUUCCGGUAUAGUUCUUUAUCAGAAGGUUACGGUAUCUAUGCAGACACUGUGGCUUCACGUUUAAGUCUGGAAAUAGCUAGGAGACAAGUUGCUCGAUACAAACCGGAUGUUCUUUUUAUAUUUGCAAGAUAUUCGCCAUCAAUUAGAGAUCCGAUUCGAGAAAAUGAUGAUUAUAUCCAACAGAUGAAUGAAAAUAUAAAAUUCUACGAGAAACUCGUGAAGAAAAUUUAUAUCCUGGGAUCCCAUCCAUUGUAUAAAAUGAAUUUCUUGAGUAUAUUUCUGCAAAAUGUUCAACAUCGGCCGGAUGAUAUGGAAUCCUUGCAUAUGAAUCGAAGGGAAGCUGAUAAGGUGAUGAUAAAUGUAAAGAAAAGAUUCAAAAUGAUUAAAUGCUCCAAAUGCCAGUUCUUCGACGUGAGCCACUUGUUCGUGGAAGACAACAAAUACCUCAUGUUCGAUAGAGAUCAAAUGCUUUCUUAUGUAGAUAACACACUUCAUCUCACUCACGCUGGUCUGAAAGUCACUGAGCCGGAGUUGAAGAGAGUUGCCAAGGAAGUCCAAGCUACUGCUACAUCCGUCCACGCGUUUCUCCAUCUCUGGUCCUUAUCCGUUGAGAUGCAAUUCUACCUUCUCGUACCAUUCAUUUUCUUUGGUCUCCAACUUCUGAAGCAAGACUAUCUGAAACUCAUAGCCUCCUGCCUCAUAACAAUAUUCGGCUUCAUCGCGUUUGCUAUGAUUCUCCCAAAAUUCGCCUUCAACUUCAUGUUCCUCCGACUCUGGCAGUUUUCAGCAGGAUUCGUUGCGUUGUUUUGGUCUAGAAUUGAAAAAAGUAUACGUGAUAAUCCGGAAAACAAAAAAGAAGCAACAGAGUCAAUUUACAAAUUACCAUUCAUCAAAGAUGACUUACUGACUGUAUCUCUAACAAUCUUGGCCAUCUGCUUCUUGCCAAGUGAGCUCAAUGUACUGUAUCUCCGUCCUAUCGUUACCAUGGCGACUGCGGCUGUAAUUAUUUGUGAAUCUCAGAAUAAUACGAUGUUGUCUUCUAAUACACUGGGAUACAUCGGGGAUAUCUCUUAUGUACUAUACCUUGUACACUGGCCCAUGAUUGUAAUAUUUGCACCAUACUCACCACAAACUUAUAUAUUCCUUACUGUGACCACCUUCCUCUCCUCCAUCAUUCUCCACCACAUAUUUGAACAGAAAUACUUGAAAAUGGACUGGAAGACUCUAGUACCUUUCCUGUUUGUCCUGAUAAUGGGAAACGUAGUUUUGCAAUCGAGUGUAAGGAGGGAUAGCACUUUCUGGAACAUGACAUACACUGAAGAUGUCCAGAAUAUAAUGAUUUCUAACAAAGCACAGAUUCCAGCGUCAUGGCUGACAGAGGAGAAACGAGAUGAAUGUGUUGAGGAGCCUAUUGGAGAGAAUAUAGAAAAAUACAAGCAUCGGCCGGAUGAUAUAGAAUCGUUGCAUAUGAAUCGAAGAGAAGCGGAUAAGAUGAUGAUAAAUGUAAAGAAAAGAUUCAAAAUGAUUAAAUGCUCCAAAUGUCAGUUCUUUGACGUGACCCAUUUGUUCGUGGAAGACAACAAAUACCUCAUGUUCGAUAGAGAUCAAAUGCUUUCUUAUGUAGACAACACGCUUCAUCUCACUCACUCAGGUCUGAAAGUCACUGAGCCGGAGUUGAAGAGAGUUGCCAAGGAAGUUAUGGAUACUGUAUAA